Drosophila nasuta is the source of this 1348-nucleotide messenger RNA. Its product is annotated as retinol dehydrogenase 13. Bases 273 to 1325 code for a protein of 350 amino acids. NCBI's taxonomy places the organism in Eukaryota, Metazoa, Arthropoda, Insecta, Diptera, Drosophilidae. The record is from RefSeq and is a predicted model, not a curated record. The transcript is spliced from 6 exons.
UAUUGCAAAACUCGCGUUUAAAAUGUGUAUAAAUACAAACGGAUUCAUAGGUUCACUUUUAGAUUGCCCUCUGGUUAUGGGAAUAGCAGUCUAUUUGUUAAACAAUGAGCCUGCGACCUGGAUAUUUUGAUGUGAACACCAAAUGCAUCGGGUUCGAGUUGUACAGGGUAUUUGCGGCACGACUACCCUAGAUUAACGUGAUCUACAUUCGUUCGCUACUGCGCGUAGUUUUGGAAUUCUCGUGUUUACUUUUAUUUGGCAAGUGCAUAGUAAUGACGGUAUUCGCGUUCCUCAAAAGCCGCCCAUUAUUUUGGCUAAGUGUCACGGGUACUGCGGUGGGCGGUGCUUGCUUUGUAAAAGAUCUUAUGCAAGGCGGCCAGUUCACAAAAAACUCAGAUGAAACGUGCAAAAUUGUAAUUGUAACUGGUUCAAAUACGGGAAUAGGCAAGGAGACGGUGCGGGAGCUGGCACGAAGAGGAGCCACUGUUUAUAUGGCAUGUCGGGAUUUGGAAAAGUGCGAGGAGGCACGGCAGGAGAUCGUGCUGGAGACGCAAAACAAAUAUGUUUAUUGCCGGCAAUGUGAUUUGGCUUCAAUGGACUCGAUUAGGAAUUUUGUGGCCGCGUUUAAACGAGAACAGAAGAAACUGGACAUACUUAUCAACAAUGCGGGCGUAAUGCGCUGUCCACGAUCUCUUACCAAAGAUGGCUUCGAAAUGCAGAUAGGAGUUAAUCAUUUAGGUCACUUUCUACUCACCAACUUGAUGCUGGAUCUGCUAAAGAAAUCGAGACCCAGCAGAAUCGUCGUUGUUUCCAGCUUAGCGCAUACGCGAGGAGAAAUAAAUAUAGGCGAUUUGAACAGUGAACUGUCCUAUGACGAGGGCAAAGCUUACAGUCAGAGCAAGUUAGCCAAUGUAUUGUUUACACAAGAAUUGGCCAAACGCUUGGAUGGAACAGGCGUGACUGUGAAUGCCUUGCACCCGGGCAUCGUUGACACGGAGCUCUUUAGGCACAUGGGAUUCUUUACCAAUUUCUUUGCAGGCUUAUUUGUUAAGCCUUUGUUUUGGCCGUUCGUAAAAACGCCAAAGAGUGGAGCACAAACAAGUUUGUAUGUUGCACUUGAUCCUGAGUUAGCAUCCGUAUCUGGCAAAUAUUUCAGCGAUUGCCAAAUUACGGAAGCAGCUCCUGCGGCGCAGGAUGUCACCAUUGCCAAAUGGCUGUGGGCUGUCAGCGAAAAGUGGACGCGAUCUGAAGUGAUAGAUAUAAAUAAGGAUUCAAUUUCGUCCUCAGAUGGUAAGGAUUCAAAUUCCUCCUCGAAGACAACGUAAUAAACAAUUCGCAUUUUAAAACU